Messenger RNA from Tetrahymena thermophila SB210, 2298 nucleotides. Its product is annotated as Serine/Threonine kinase domain protein. Gene Ontology annotation, molecular function: cytoskeletal motor activity; ATP binding; protein serine/threonine kinase activity. The transcript has a single exon. NCBI's taxonomy places the organism in Eukaryota, Ciliophora, Oligohymenophorea, Hymenostomatida, Tetrahymenidae. The record is from RefSeq and is a predicted model, not a curated record. Gene Ontology annotation, biological process: intracellular signal transduction; peptidyl-serine phosphorylation. Gene Ontology annotation, cellular component: myosin complex.
UAAUACUUUCAAUAAACUCGUUAAUUAAAUUAAAAAUUAGCUUAAGUAAUCUUCAUGAAAAAGCUAGGAUAACUAUUUUCUCGCAAAAAAGAUAGGCAGGAUUCUACUUAUGUUAACUGUGAGUCUGAAAAAGGUAAAUCAUCUAUGGAUCAUCUCCAAUUAUAACAAAAAGAAGAUUUAUAAAGUAUUCUUGAUCCAUUUGAGUAAAUUGCUUAUUCUGAUCACAUAGAAAAGUUUAAUCGUAAGAACAAAAAGCAGAAAAGAUCACUCAUGAUUACUAAUUAUUUUGUCUAUAAUUUGAAAGGCCUAAGCUUAAAACGCAAGAUAGAUAUAUAAAAGAUUAAAAAAAUAAUUUAAAACAGACAAAACUGUGAAUUUAUUUUAAAUAUUCCUGACGAGUACGAUUAUCGCUAUUGCGCUCAUAGUGAGAGUUAAAAAUAGUGCAUUAUAGAUAUCCUCUGCUCUUUUUCUUAAGGUUUGCAAAUUAUGUAUGCAGAUUAAAUAGACUUGGCUGAAGUAGUUUAGACUAAGAAAGAAAUGGAGUAUUUCCAAAAUAUCUAAUCCGAUGAGAUAGAUAAAACAACAGUUUAAAUCAUCAAUGAAAUUGAAGUGAGAAACACUUAAAAUUAUUGUACUAAUUCAAUAAUUAUAGAUGAUUGUCAUAGUAACAUUUGUAGAACUACAAUUUUAAAUGCUUAACUUACUUCUAAUUAAAUUUAAAAUUAGCUUUCUUAAAAUCCUAGAAGUUCUUUACUAUACUCUCUAUUUUCAUCUAACCAACGCUAAAAUAAUGGUAGUAAUACCCCAAGUCCUAAAAAAGAUAACUAUUAACAUACUAAUGAUAAUUAUAUCUAAAAACUUCCUUCAUUUCAAAAAGGAAUCUAAAGAAAUUUCAGUGAUUUCGAAUUGAUCGAAGUUCUUGGAUACAACAGUAUAUGGAGGUAUUUUAGAGUCAGGGAAUGCUAAAAUACAAAGAAAAUUUAUCAAAUGAGAGUGAUUAACAUUCAUAAUUUAUUUAAGUAAGAGAGUGAGGACAUGUAAAAUUAAUUUGUAUAAGAAUAAAUAUAUCUAAUUAAAGAACUAGAUUCUAAUUACUUCACUCAGCAAUUUUAUUACAUCCACCAAGGAAACUAUUUCGCUGUCUUGUAAGAGGAACUAGAUGCAAUUAAAUAUAUUGAUCUCGCAUAGCUGAUUGACGAGUAAUCUUUCCUCUCUGAAAAUGUAGCAAAAUUAAUAGCAGCUUAAAUAGCUUAUUCUUUGCACAUACUUCAUCAAAAAAAGAUCAUUUACAACUAAGUGAACUCAAAAGAUAUAAAAAUUGACCUAGCUGGCAACACCAUACUUAAUAGAUUUGAAUUUUCUCAAUUCCUAUUUACUCCUUUUUAAGUCUCUCCUAAAAAUGGAGGCAAACUUUUUGUUAAAUCAGAAAAUGUAAAAAGCAGUAAUGAUACAUUUUCUUAAGUGGCUUAAAACAAGAGUGCCUAAAAUUACAGAAAUUCUACCUGCAAUAUCAAAGAAAGAAAUUCUGAUGACAUAAACUAUUGCUACGCAGCUCCAGAAAUAAUAAAUGAACAACCAAAUACAUAUUCUUCUGAUUGGUGGAGUUUUGGAGUUUUACUAUUUGAGAUGCUUUUAGGAUAUACUCCCUUUUAUGAUUAAAACCCUAGCCAAAUCUAAUAAAAGAUUCUUACUUCAAAAGAAAUUAUAUUUCCUAAAAUGGCCAAUAUAUCGCCAGCAGCAAAAAAUCUAAUUCAAAGAUGUUUGGAUAAGAAUUAAAAAAACCGCAUCAAAAGUAACGAAGUAUUAAGCCAUGAAUUCUUUUAAGAUAUUAAAUGGAGAGAUAUUAAGGAAAGAGUACCAUAAUAAGAAAUUUCUUAAAUAUUUAAUUUAGAGUAAUAGUUGAUAAAACAAUCUACAAAAAUCUAAAUUGAACCAACAAUUAAUAUAAAUUAAGUUGAUUCUUAAUAAAAAGUAUAUGAUUUUAAUCCUUAAAAAACAACUAAAAUAUCUAAUUGCUAAGAUAAAACUAAAACAAUAAGCGAUAAAUAAGAUUAAAUACUAUAAUAAACUCAAGCUACAAGCAAUUAUAAUCAAAUAGAAUAAUAAAACUAUGAAAAUAAUACUGUAAAACACUAAAAAAAAACAAAUUAAUUUAAUAAACAUAACUAUUAAGAACAUCUAGAAGAAAAUUUCAUUUUAGACCUGUUUGGGGGUGUUGACAAAAAUGUUUAAAUCUUUAAAUUAAAUAACAUGAUAAAAAAAGAAAGAAUUCCAAUCGAACUUCUAAAUGAGGCUUGA